Molecule: messenger RNA, 847 nt
Organism: Nylanderia fulva
Lineage: Eukaryota; Metazoa; Arthropoda; Insecta; Hymenoptera; Formicidae
Biological process (GO): multicellular organismal reproductive process
Source: RefSeq, a predicted model, not a curated record
ACUGCGUUGAUCAGUCUUUAUUCAUACUUGUUAAUACAUCUGCUAGAAAUAUUUUUCCUUACAAUUUUAAAAAGUAUUUUGUGAGAGAAACUUUGGUUUCGAAGAUGUUUGCUGUAAUCUUUGCAAUUGCGCUUGCGAAUGCAUAUGCAGCCGAAAUUCCCUCCUAUAUUAAUGUUUGUGGCCGCAAGAAUCCAAAUAUCAAUCAAUGCAUCCUAGAUAAUAUGAACAAUUUGAAAGAUAGAAUUUGCAAUGGACUUACGGAUUUGGGCCUUCCACCGCUUGAGCCCCUCAAUAUUGAAAGAUUAGUCAUUUCUGACGUGUCCAACAACAAAAUAUAUAUAAAUGAUGUACAGAUAACAGGACUUUGUGAUUUUAACAUCAAAUCUUUCAAAGUAGAUCUUGACAAGCUUGAUUUUAUCAUUGAUAUUUCACUAAACCGAAUUUAUUUGAACGGCACGUAUGAUAUCAACGUACAUAUACUGGUGCCCCUUGUUCAUAAGGCACCUAUUUAUCUUACUUCAGAUAACGUAGGCGUUAAGAUACAUCUACUCGCGGAAACUGCAAAUAAAGGGGACAAAAAACAUAUGUAUGUAUCGGAAAUGAAGACAAACGUUCAUAUCACUAGAUAUGAAGCUAAAUACGGUUUCAACGAAAAUGAUCUAAGCCAAUUAGGUCAAAUUCUUGGCGGUCUCAUAGGCAGCAAUCAAGAGGAAUUUAUUCAAAGAUUAGUACCGACAUUAGAAGAAGAGGUUUCUAAAUGGUUGAUCAAUAUUUUUAACAGCUUAUUUAAAAUGUUCUCUUACGAUGAACUUUUCCCAGAUCGAGAAUAAAUCAUCUAGUACUUUAA